UUUAUUAGUUUUGAAAACUAAUGUAUUUUGAAUUGAUGCACAGAGGUCAAAAUGGAUAAGAUCUUGUUGUGGAGUCUCCUAUUGACUUUUUCUGGAAGUCAAGCCUCAAGAUCCUUGGCUCAAAGACAUACUGAAUUUGCAGUGGAUCUUUAUCAAGCUAUUUGUUCAUCUCAUAAGAACAACAUUAUAUUUUCCCCCCUUGGAACAACUUUGGUUCUUGGAAUGGUACAACUGGGAGCAAAAGGAAAAGCACAACAGCAGAUAAGACAAACUUUAAAAUUUCAGGACACCUCAACUGGAGAAGAAUUUUCUGUGCUGAAGUCAUUUUUCUCUGCCACCUCGGAGAAAAAACAAGAAUUUACAUUUAAUCUUGCCAGUGCCCUCUACCUUCAAGAAGGAUUCACUGUGAAAGAACAGUAUCUCCAUGGCAACAAGAAAUUUUUUCAGAGUGCCUUAAAACUGGUGAAUUUUCAGGAUGCAAAGGCUUGUGCAGAGACAAUAAGUACCUGGGUAGAAAGCAAAACAAAUGGAAAAAUUAAAGACAUGUUUUCAGAGGAAGAAUUUGGCCCUCUGACUCGGCUUGUCCUGGUGAAUGCUAUUUAUUUCAAGGGGGAUUGGAAACAAAAAUUCAGAAAAGAGGACACACAGCUGAUGAAUUUCACUAAGAAAGAUGGUACAGCAGUCAAAAUCCCAAUGAUGAAGGCUCUUUUGAGGACAAAAUAUGGUUAUUUUUCUGAAUCCUCCAUGAACUACCAGGUUUUGGAAUUACCUUAUAAAGGUGAUGAGUUUAGUUUAAUCAUUAUACUUCCUGCAGAAGAGAUAAAUGUAGAAGAAAUGGAAAAACUAAUUACUGCUCAUCAAAUCUUCAAAUGGUUCUCAGAGAUGCGAGAAGAGGAAGUGGAAAUAAGCCUUCCUAGAUUUAAAGUAGAACAAAAAUUAGACUUCAAAGAAGCUUUGUAUUCUUUGAACAUAACUGAAAUAUUUAGUGGUGGCUGUGACCUUUCUGGAAUAACAGAUUCAGCUGAAGUGUAUGUUUCCCAAGUCAUGCAACAAGUUUUCUUUGAGAUAAAUGAAGAUGGCAGUGAAGCUGCAGCAUCUACUGGAAUACACAUCCCUGCGAUCAUGAGCCUGACUCCAAACCAAUUUAUAGCAAAUCAUCCAUUUCUGUUUAUUAUGAAGAAUAACCCAACAGAAUCAAUUUUGUUUAUGGGACGGGUGACAAAUCCUGACAUCCAAAAGAUGAAUGGAAGAGAUUUAGAUUCACUGUGAAUGAAAAGUACCACCUCAGAAUAUAAGAUGAUUCCUGGAAAAUAGUUGAUUGGCCAAACAUCAUCAUCUUGCAAAUGUAUUCUCUAUAUCUGUUUAUGUUUUAAAUGUUAAUUUGUAUUGACAUAGACCGGUAUUAAUGAAUAAGUGAAAUUAUUGAUAAAUAAAAAUGCAUUCAAUGUUUC
Messenger RNA from Rhinolophus ferrumequinum (greater horseshoe bat), 1451 nucleotides. It is a transcript of the gene SERPINI2, whose product is annotated as serpin family I member 2. Gene Ontology annotation, biological process: negative regulation of endopeptidase activity. The record is from RefSeq and is a predicted model, not a curated record. NCBI's taxonomy places the organism in Eukaryota, Metazoa, Chordata, Mammalia, Chiroptera, Rhinolophidae. Gene Ontology annotation, molecular function: serine-type endopeptidase inhibitor activity. The transcript is spliced from 8 exons. Bases 52 to 1269 code for a protein of 405 amino acids.